GUUUCAAUUCCCCUCCCCUCCCCUCCCCUCCCCUCCCGUGAUCUAUUCAUUGUUCAUCAUCGUCGCUCCCUCUCUCUCUCUCUCUCUCUCUCUCUCUAUCGAAACACCUGCUUCUGCUCUGUUCGGAGAAAAAGCUUCAUAAAUCCUCGCCGAGUCUCUUCUCCUUCCUGUGCGUCCGUCUCCUCUUCCGGCAAGCGCGGUGCAGUCGAGUUCGUCGUGCACAGAGGCCUGAGGGAGUGAUUUGAUUUCUAUGGACUCGUACGCCUCCUUUCGUGAAUCCGAUCCUGAUACGUCGCUCGAGUCCGGUAGGAAGAAGCGGAGGAAAAUCGAGGCGGAGUCGCAGAGUUCCGAAUACGGAAGAACCGAUGUCAAAUGGAGAUCGGAAUCGGCGCAGCGGAUCUACUCAGUCAAGCUCGUCGAGGCUCUCCAGCGGGCCAGCCAGAGCGCUGCCCCCGCAACUUCCAGGUCAACCGGCGGCCGCACUGUCCGGGACCUGGCCAACCGGGUCCUGGCGAUGGCGGCCAGGGGGAGGACGCGGUGGAGCCGCGCGAUUCUAGCGAGCCGGCUCAGGCUCCGCAGGCUCAGGAAGGUUAGGAAGCCGAGCGGCUCCUGUAGCAGGCCGAGGAAGCCCCUGCCGGCCCCUUCCGAAGACCGGAAGAGGCGGUUGCCGGCGGUGGAGAAGAGAGUCAAGGUACUGAGCCGGUUGGUCCCCGGCUGCAAGGGGAUACCGGUGACGAACCUCCUAGAGGAAGCCGGCGACUAUAUCGCGGCUCUGGAGAUGCAGGUCCGGGCCAUGACCGCGCUAACCGAGCUCCUCUCCGGCUCGCACAGUGAUCGGCUCGGCUCGAGCACUCCAAGCCCCGCAUAAAGCUAGCUAGCCGCGGCUUAAUCCGCCAGGUUGUUAUUACUUCCUUUCUUUCGUUCUUUUUUUUCUUCUUUUAUUAAUUUUUAACUUUGUUUUUAUGAUAUUAUUAUAUUCAUCAAUGUAUUUUAUUGUGUACAUGACCCGACCAGUUCUCCCACUAGCCAUCCGUAUAUGAACCUUCCAAUCUCUUGCAAUUC
This is a messenger RNA of Punica granatum (pomegranate), 1062 nucleotides long. The record is from RefSeq and is a predicted model, not a curated record. NCBI's taxonomy places the organism in Eukaryota, Viridiplantae, Streptophyta, Magnoliopsida, Myrtales, Lythraceae.